Molecule: messenger RNA, 2943 nt
Organism: Amoebophrya sp. A120
Lineage: Eukaryota; Dinophyceae; Syndiniales; Amoebophryaceae
Source: the annotation of a GenBank genome assembly
CGGACGUUGGUGCGGAAUGUGACGCGGAGGUCGCAACACGAAAAAUCGGCGGCCGGGGAGCAGGGCACCAGCGUGCUGAUCACCCUGUCCGACCAGGACGACUUCGGGUCGGAGCUGUUUGCCGUCUCCCACGAGGCCCAUAUCCGCGCCCAACUCAAACGUCCCGUUCCCCCGCAGGUCUACGCCUACCUGCUGGGCACUGCGGACCCCCGCGGCCCCUACCAUCCCGAAACGAAGCUGCCGUUGCCGGUCUUCAUCCGCGACCACCACCCGUUCGUCGGCGCGUACAACGAGCGCAUGCAGCCGCCGAUUACCUAUCACGAACGCCAGCAGCAGCGGCUGUGCGAGGUGGUCAAGUACGGCAUGGAGUACGACGAUCAGCACGGAGCGUGCGGCAUGUCCUUCUGGCGCGGCGACGGGUUCCGGGGGGUCUCGAGGUUCGGGGUGCCCGCCAGCUGCGCGGAGGACUGUCGGAUGCAGUGCACCGAAGCGCCGGGUUGCACGCACUGGACGUACAUCGACUGGGAGUGGUCCACGUGGCUCCGGGAGUGGCACCGCCCGGGGCAGGAGUGUUUUUUGAAAAAGUUCGCGCCGGACGCGUUCGGGGAUUGGGCCCACCUCCGGCGCCGGGAGGUGUCCCCGACGGAGAAGACUCAUUUCGGGGACUGCGGCAUCGAGUUUCAGCACCACAUGGAGGUACUGGGCUCCAUGCAACUGGACCGCGAGGGCGCCCAGAAGCCGCACGGCAUCUACCUGAAUCCUAACCACAGAAGCGCCUCCGGGGUCAGCUGCCGUUCCAACCGCUACAUCCGGGCGGUGCAUGACGAAGCGAACGUCCUGUAAGCGUCGCAAAGAUCGAUGAUCUGCGUGGUCUGGAUUUGUGUUGCAAGAUUUAAAAGGUUUUUGCCAAGGUUUGUGAUGUACGGAUAGGAUUGGCGAGUUUCUUCUCGUCAGGCUGUGAAACUCAAUUUAUUGUCAAGCGCUUUAAUGCAAAUAAAUCCGCGACAAGGCUGACAAUGAAUAAGUAAACUUCUGAUGCUGUUAUGCGGUACAAUUCAUUGGCUGCUUUGCGAUGCGAGUAUUAGCAGCACAAGUCGGUUACCAGACCGAGACAUGUUCUUUGCAAUGCAUAUCCUACGCGGGCACCGCACAGUGUCCCGUGUCAUUCCGCCCGGAUUUCCGUACAACAGCAUCCCCUUUGAGGAAAUCAAUAGCCGUAUUGCAAGGAAAAAUCCCCUUUGUUCCCCAUAUCGAAAACGUAUCUUCUGAAAAUUUGCGAUGCAGAUUUGUGACUACAACAAAUCCUGUCUGUCUUGCUAGAAGGCAAAUCCAGGCUCUCUGCCACGCUAUGCAGGCGAUUUGUGACGCUGUAAGGACUACAGGGCGCCAGCCGUCUACCAUGCUAGGCACCUACACCAAAAGGCCCCUAUCUAGGCUUGCGACGUGCGUGCAGUCCUCUCCUGCAAGACAAAUCUGAUGCGUGUACGCACAUCCAGCAUCACAGAUCUUCUUUCCGAUAUUGGGAGGGGGAAUUUUUCCUUACGAUAAGCCGUCUGCACCUAGGCUUCGUAAACCUGCCGCACUGGAUUUCGGAACGGGCGGAUGUGGCCUUUCACAUCCCGAUGCCCAGCAACUACUCGGGAGGGUCCACAGCCGUAGCCGAACAAGUGCAGGCGGCUGAUCCGCAAAAGGUGUUGUCGGCGCUGCAGGUUGAUGGCGGUGAAUCCACGACGGAACAAGGUACUAGCCGCCAAAAAGAAGUAGUAGACCAGGUCGCGGCUAACAGUGUUGACGAAAGUCGUGAAGGAGAUGACAUCAACGAUGAUCAUCGUGAUCUCGUCGGGGUACAAAAGCCGCCAGCGUCUCAAAACACUGGCUCGGACGAGAGUACAACUAGCGAGCCAAAAUACUGGCGGUUUGGCCAUGACGAAACGGUGCAUCCCAUAAUAUCGAAGAUUGGACGCGCGGCGGUGAGAUACAGGAAGACAGCUAGCGGCAAAUGGAAAAUGGAAGAGAAAUUAGUGGCAUCGCUGCCAGAUGAGGACGUCUAUCCGCGAAUUGGGAGGGCGAUUCAGGUUGGCUACCAGGUGGCGGCGGGACGGUUACUGGAGACGAGCGUCAGUCGGGAAAGCGACUCCAUAGCGGUCUACUCCUGGUCGAAGGGUGCGGAGGACGAGAAUGGACUGGUGAGUGAAGUAGCUGCAAAAGCGAUCACGACGGUAUGUGCGGAGCGGAUAGCAUUAGUAGCUCAGAAGGAGCCCGCGGCCCAGGUCCUGCAGCUGGCAAGGAGCGAAGUGGAAACGACAUGGAAAACGCACGACGAAAUCUACUCCCCGGCAUGGGACGACGAGGUGUUCAUACAGGAGGACGAAGAAGAAAAAUUCCAGAUGUGGCACGAAUUACUAAGUAAAGAACUAGCGCCAUUGCCGGAACCAGAAGAAGGCGACGCCAGGAUGUCAAUAAAGAAGUUGAAGGGGGCGAUGAAAGAGCGUCUAGAAGAUUGGAUAAGAAAGCAGAAUGACGAAGAAUUGCGGCUACGGGGUAGAGACGAAAGGGAGGCAGGAGUAGCAGCUCUAGGCAACUAGAGUAAAGAAGAAAAGGAUCACGCUAAUAGGUUGUUUUGUUUAACGCUUUGCUCUUCCCACAGGAAAAAAAGCUAAAAAGAGUAAAGUGAAAAAAAAAAUCAAAGACUGGUACGUAAAGAAAAUGACAAAAAGACAGUGCUGAGGCCGUCGCGCCGCUUCUUUGUAUAGUUUGGUAAGGUGUUACAGUGGCCGUCGCGCCGACAGCAAGGAAGAGUUUUUUUUACUUAGGGCCGUCGUGUCCGUCUUCGACUGCAAUAGCAGUGUGAGUGUUCUACAUUUGGCCGUCGCGCCGCACUUGUAUCAAGGCCGUCGAGCCUUACCGACUGAUCCUCGUACGAGGGGGAUCGGGCGUGACCCA